UCUCGCCAAGUGCUUAACUCUUUUUUAUGGUAGGGUCACGAUUCCAAGCUUUGUCAUGUUUUUGCUAGGAAGUCACAGAUAUAUAUAUGGUCUUAUGCUGGAACAGUUGCUACCUUUGCCGGAAACACUCUACUCUGGUAGACAAAUGAUAAAAAAAUAUUAGGAAAGCUGAGUGCAUUUGUGAAGUUACGAAUAUUCCUUAAAGGUAGAAUUAACACAUUUCCUCUUACAAAUUACCCCAAAAAUUGUGUAUGCAUAGUCCCUUAAAUUUAGCAUUUUAAUUUUUUUUAAUAGUGUCUCCUAAAAUUUAGUGUUUAUUUUAGUAUAUAUUACUUCUCUUUAUACUCUUAUUAGUAAUGUUUACCUUACCUCCCUAAAGAAAUUUCUGGCUCCGCUUGCUGGAAAGAAAGAAAAGAAAAUUACAUCUCGCACUUUCUUAAGAGUUCCUACAGUAAAAAUGCAUCUUAUACUGAAGUAGCUAAAGUUUCUUUUUCUAUGAACUGCCAACCCAACCUGGGCCCAAUACAGCUUCUUUAAAGUUACUUGCUAGAAUGGCUAUACUUGGGGUCUAAUAUGGUUCUAAUCUAAACCAAUGCUUUUAAUUGAUCAACAAUGACAUGAUAUAUAAAACCAGGUUUUGCUGCUUUGGACUAUGACUUGCAUUUUCAUGGGAAAUUCACUUUAUGCCCAGUGCAUGAGCAAAACAUAUUCAUAUGUCCUGAGAAUUUUUGCCCACCAGUUAAUGUCAGAAUAAACUCAAAAGAUAAUCAGGUAGGGUGGAUGAAACUUCAACUUAGCUGACAGUAGCUCUGAUCAUUUGAGUCACAAGAAUAACAACUUUUGUUUCCCAUUCUAUAAAACAUUACGACACAUUGCUUUCAUCCAUUCUGCAUUAAAUUAAGCUAUAAAUAACAGAUUAGCCUGAAACAGCAGCCGUUAUAGCAUGUUCUUGUUCUUGCUAUUGUUUAGCUUGGUCCAUUUGAAUAAGCACACUUUCUCUCACUGUAUCAAAAGAUUCUAAAAGGCACAAAGUUUGAGCCCCACUAACACCCCCUUCUGCAACACAAUAACCACAAGAUCACAGGCCAACCUCUUCCAGCCACUCCAACUCAAAUUCCAGCAGUAACAGCAUUUUUCUGAAUCCUCUCUGCGCUCGUUCUUUACUACCAGUAACCGUUCUACACCCUCUACUGCUUCACUGCCAACUGAUGUGAUAACCCUUAUAGAACACAAUUCCGAUAUGGAAGGUAUCUCAUAAAACAAGUAUGUUGAAGGGGAAUCCCCAAGGAGAUAGUUGCGAUUCGUGUCAUACAGCACCCUGCACACUCUACUGCCAUACUGACUCAGCCUACCUCUGUCAAAAUUGUGAUGAAUUUAUUCAUGCAACAAAUCCCUUGGCUUUGCAGCAUGACCGUGUCUGGAUUUGCAUUGCUUGUGAAAAUGCUCCAGCAACUUUUACUUGUCAGGCUGAUGCUGCAAACCUAUGCAUCAACUGUGACACCGAAAUUCACUUGGCCAAUCCAUUGCCGUGCCGCCAUAACAGAGUCCCAAUAUCUCCUCCCCCUGGUAUAGUGCCCACUUCCUCAACUACUUACCUGGACAAGUCGCAGGUCCCCCUGCGAGACACAGAAAAUGAAGCCAUGGCCAACAAGAGUAUAGAGGAAUUAGAACAAGAUGAAGCAGAUUCUUGGUUGCUGCUUGAUCUUGAUAAUAAUGACGACCAGAGUGAUAGUGGAUUUCCUUACAGUGAGGAUGUUGAUGAGUAUUUGGAUCUCAUUGAACUCAAUUCGAUUAUUUAGUAUCAAAGCCAAGAUCAAAAUGAUCAGCAGCAACUUUCUUAGCGUUCAUCAGGGAGAUAAUGGCAGUGAUAGUGUUGUCCCAGUUCAAUCCCUUGAAUCAAAGGAUCAACGAGACCACCACCACCAGCAGCAGAAUCUAUUCGUUGACAGUGGAUAUGAAGCUUCAGAAGCUGCUUUCACCAACAGUACUUCAAGCGGUCACAAAGUCCCUGCGUCUUACAUGAGUUCUGGCCAUUUACUGAGAACAAACAACAUUCCAAAUUCAUAUUCAAGAUUUCCAAAUGUGGCAACUGACCUCCUGUCAAGCUCUUCGCUAUUGAUGCCACUCCAAUUCUCCCCAACAAACAGAGAAGCCAGGGUCCUAAGAUAAGAGAAAAGAAAAUCGAGAAAAUUUGAGAAGAAAAUAAGGUAUGCCACUAGGAAGGCCAAUGCAGAAAGUAGAACCCGAGCCAAGGGUCGAUUUGCAAGGAAAACAGACAUGUAGUUUUAAGUGGAUCAGAUGUUUUCUAGAGAAGAUUAUGGCUAUGGAAUUGUUCCAUCAUAUACCAAGUAAAAUAAGAGAAGGAAAUUUGUCUCUUGUGAGUGAUGGAAAUUGAGUUUGUGAUCUUAUUGCUGCUCUAACUAAUAUAAUUUUGUCAAGUUAAAAAUUUAGUUAACUGAAAAUAAAACUAAUUGUUCUCUUAACUUUCCUGUCCUUGCAUAAUCUUAAAGAUGGACUCUUUUCAAUCCAGUUGCAGUUCUGAUACAACGUAUUUGGUCUAUCAUGUCCAUAAAGUUUUCUUUUUAUGCAAUAAAAUUUAUUAAUACAAUGUACCCAAGAAAGGGGGGAAAGGGAGUGAGAAAAGGACUAGAUGCACUACUGAAGGGUUAGUCUAGAAUAACAAAUAAAUUACCACAGCACAGCACUGAUAUUUGAGAAAAGCUGGUUGUACUUUUGUACCUUUAUCUGAUGAC
Ricinus communis (castor bean) is the source of this 2753-nucleotide messenger RNA. RefSeq names its product zinc finger protein HD1. Gene Ontology annotation, cellular component: nucleus. Gene Ontology annotation, molecular function: protein binding. Lineage: Eukaryota; Viridiplantae; Streptophyta; Magnoliopsida; Malpighiales; Euphorbiaceae. Gene Ontology annotation, biological process: regulation of flower development; regulation of photoperiodism, flowering. The record is from RefSeq and is a predicted model, not a curated record.